GCCAUUAGUAGAUAAUAAAAGAAUAAUAGAGAAAUUACAAGAAAGAAUAACAUUAAUGAAUAUGGAACUAUUGACUAAAAGAGAACACAAUGAUAAGAUUAUAAAAGAUAUUAAAGAUCAUUGGAAAGAGAUUGAGGAGAAAAGACAGAGAGAAAAUAAACAAAAAAUUGAAGAAGAAAUAUUUGAAUUCUCAUUAUAUUGUAAUCAUCCUGUUACCGGUGAAUUAAUGGAGUCAUUACUUAAAGUUCAUAAUGAUGAAUUACUACCCAGUGUACUGGAUAAAGCUUAUGAGUUAAUGGAAUUAGCUCCUCAUAUUCCUAUUGAGAGAUGUCGUUUAGUUGAAUAUAAUCAUUGGUUUGAAGUAAUGCAUCAAUCCUUUGAUCUUGAUGAGUUUCAACAUCAAACUAUUGGACAGAUUGUAGGUAGGACUGGAUUUUAUUGCUUAUUCUUAGAAACUCAUAAAGAAAAUGAAACCUUUAAGAAAUACAAUUAUGGAGGUGUUAAUCUAAAGGUAUCAGUGGUUGAUCUGUCAACUGGUGAAGUAGGACCAGCUAAACUAGUGAGAGGAGAGGAAGGUUGGACUGUUGAAGAAUUAAAACAACACAUAGGAGAAGUAUUUAUUAUCAAAUCAUCAUGUAUGAGAAUAGUAAAGGAGGAGGAGAAUUACUCGAGUAAUACUUCAGUCCUUGAUAUUAGUGAUGUACAAGGCACUCUAGAAGACAUAAGACACAGAUACAAACUAGUAAUGAAAUCAUUGGUGUAGUUUUAUUUUUGUGACUAAUCUGCCUUUAUUAAUUCCUGCUAGCAAUAUUUCACCUUAAGCCCAACAUACA
Messenger RNA from Amphimedon queenslandica, 833 nucleotides. Its product is annotated as ubiquitin carboxyl-terminal hydrolase 47-like. The coding region runs from base 56 to 763 and encodes 235 amino acids. The record is from RefSeq and is a predicted model, not a curated record. The transcript has 7 exons. Lineage: Eukaryota; Metazoa; Porifera; Demospongiae; Haplosclerida; Niphatidae.